This is a messenger RNA of Drosophila obscura, 1411 nucleotides long. Its product is annotated as casein kinase I-like. Gene Ontology annotation, molecular function: protein serine/threonine kinase activity; ATP binding. The transcript is spliced from 3 exons. The record is from RefSeq and is a predicted model, not a curated record. Gene Ontology annotation, biological process: endocytosis; signal transduction; peptidyl-serine phosphorylation. Bases 83 to 1231 code for a protein of 382 amino acids. Lineage: Eukaryota; Metazoa; Arthropoda; Insecta; Diptera; Drosophilidae. Gene Ontology annotation, cellular component: cytoplasm; nucleus.
GAGAAAAUAUCAAUUCCCUGUAGUACCCAUCGAUAACAGCAUCGAUGCGUGCCUGAGUGUCCAGAUCAAAGCUUGCAAAUAAAUGUUGUUUAAUAUGGCCGAAAUGUGUAAUUUAUUUGACAAUCACAAAGACGAAGAGUCUGGAAAGGUUGUGCUUGGGUCCAAGUACAUCCUUGGCGGAAGAGUUGGCCUCGGUGCGUUUGGAUCGGUGUGGUACGCCACGCGCUUGGACAAUAAGUUCGGACUCAUUGCAGUAAAGGUGGAGGCCAAGUCGGAAGGCAAAGCGGAGUACUUGCCACAUGAACACAAUGUGUACAAGUUGUUGGGUGACAAAGUAGGAUUCCCCACGUGCCACGAAAUGCAAAAAGAGACCAAGUUCAACUGGAUGGCCAUCGAUAUGGUGGGGCCGUCGCUGGAUUUCCUGUUGCUAACAACUAAGACAUUUGACCUCAAAACUGUACUAAUGAUUGCCACCCAGGGAAUUGAGCGACUGAAGAACCUCCACGACCUCGGGCUCGUGCACCGCGACAUAAAGCCGUCCAACAUGGUGAUUGGCUGGAACAGGAAACUCAUCCCCGAGUUACAUCUAAUUGACUUUGGCUUGGCUACGCGCUUCAAGGUUCCAAUGACCGGAACGCACUAUCCUCUUAAACUUAACUCAGGGCUAGUAGGCACAGCUCGAUAUGCCUCACUCAAUGCAAUGCGUGGGAUGACGCAGUCGCGCCGCGAUGACAUGGUGUCAUUUGGGUAUACUAUUACUUACUUGGCCCAAGGGAAAAAGAACUGGAUGAACGACGACGCCACUACGGUAGAGAAAUUGCUGCGGAUGAAGGAGAAUACAACCCUGGAGCAAUUGACAGAGGGUCUCCCCGAUGCGUUUUUAUCGUAUCUGCACUAUGUCACCAAUUUGGAUUUUGAGGAGGAGCCCAAGUACGACCUUAUGAUCAACAUGUUCCGCCAAGCCAUGGACCAACACUCCAUGAAAUAUGACUAUAAAUACUUGUGGGACGAUUUCUUCAGAGACAAACGGGAUAGCCGCAAUAAAGAGACGGCGAAUGGGAAAGAAAAUAAAAUUAUAAUCCGGAUCGAGCAGAACAGUGCUCUGGCGAAAAUGGCCGAUCAUUUUUUCUCGUCCAAAUCUCAAAAACAGAAUAGAGUGAAGUCAAAUAGUCAAAUAGAGUCAAAUAAUGCUAAAAAGCCCAGGCUCGAGGAGCCCAAACUGCCCAACUGAUACUCACUCAAAUGUAGCUCGAUGAGACUUUGGAAGCUUUUAUUUUUGUUGUUUUAUAUUACUAUAUAUACUAUGCAAACGUUAGACAUGCACCUACAUACAUAUGUAUUUAUGUAUAUAUAAUAAUACUUUUGCAUUGAGAGCGUUAUAUUUAAAGUACAAUUUUUGAAUGUCAGUUUA